Molecule: messenger RNA, 915 nt
Organism: Candoia aspera
Lineage: Eukaryota; Metazoa; Chordata; Lepidosauria; Squamata; Candoiidae
Product: olfactory receptor 14L1-like
Exons: 1
Coding region: 1-915 (304 amino acids)
Biological process (GO): G protein-coupled receptor signaling pathway
Cellular component (GO): membrane
Molecular function (GO): odorant binding; G protein-coupled receptor activity; olfactory receptor activity
Source: RefSeq, a predicted model, not a curated record
AUGAAUAAUGAAACCACCGUGCCUUACUUUCUGCUCCUGGGAUUCUCAAAAGAUUGGCACCUGCAGCUACUACAUUUCUUCUUAUUCUUCAUAUUAUACCUGGCAACUGCAACAGCAAAUCUUCUCAUCAUCACUGCAGUAGCUUUUCACCAUCACCUACACAGCCCCCUGUACUUCUUUCUAAUCAAUUUGGCGGUGCAGGACCUGGGCAUUGUUUCAGUCAUUGUCCCCAAAUCCAUGAUUAAUUCUCUCAUGGACACCAGACGCAUCUCUUACUUUGGUUGUGUUGCUCAAGUCUUUCUCUUUGCCUGCUUUGAAGCUUCUGAUUUCUCCCUCCUGACUGUCAUGGCCUAUGAUCGGUAUGUUGCCAUUUGCAAUCCACUGCACUAUGAGAUGGUGUUGAAUUGGAAAGCCUGCACCAAAAUAAUGAUUCUGGUGUGGGUCACAAGUCUUGUGUAUGGAUUUUUUCAUACCACUGCUACCUUUUCCAUCCCUUUCUGUUGCAAUGUUAUCAACCAAUUUUUCUGUGAAAUUCCACAAUUGCUAAAGUUAUCAUGCUCUGGAUUCAAUCUAGUUGAAGUUGGAUUUCUUGUGGCCAGUAUCACUGCAGGAUUAGGUUGCUUUAUUUUUAUCAUCAUCUCUUACACUGUGAUCUUCAAGGCAGUUUUCAGAAUCCCUUCUGUGAAAGGAAGGCAGAAGACUUUUUCUACUUGUUUUCCCCACCUUAUUGUAUUUUCAAUGUUUUUUGUAACAGCAUGCUUGGCCUACCUGAGACCUCUCUCUAGCACCCCAACAUACUUAGAUUUCACAAUAACUGCCCUAUAUUCUUUGCUUCCACCCCUGUUCAAUCCAAUCAUCUAUAGUAUAAGAAAUAAGAAUAUCAUAUCUGCCCUGUCGAAAUUAUGGAGAUUCUGA